Bursaphelenchus okinawaensis is the source of this 509-nucleotide messenger RNA. The record is from the annotation of a GenBank genome assembly. NCBI's taxonomy places the organism in Eukaryota, Metazoa, Nematoda, Chromadorea, Rhabditida, Aphelenchoididae.
AUGUGUGGUACAACAGAAAAGUCAAUUGAAGAAAAAGACGACGAUCUGAGGCUUUGUAAGUUGAAAUUUUAUUUUACUUUGUAAGGUCUUGUCUAUAGCAAUAUGGUUUUAUUUAGAGGUUAACUUUGGUGAGGUUUUACUACAUUUAAAUAACAGUAACUUUACUAAUAUCUACUGUUUCAGGUGCCACCGCCUUUGCCUAUGAACAUGGCUAUAUUGGUGAGGACAUUGAUAUCAAACACUGGGUGAACCUGAACGUCUACUUUGCCAGAACUAUAGAAGAUGAUUCUGAAUUUCCAACCGAUCGUGUUUACAAUGUUUUUAUCAAUCGGAUGAAACAUUUGAAUUCUGAAAAAGAUACGAAGGAGUACAGUAAUUUCAUCCAAGUUCUGACGGAGGAGCGGUUUUACAUUUGUGGCAUUCUUGACAACCUCCGAUCAGUACUACAAAACGAGAGUGAGUUUGACAAUUAUGUUAUACUUGGUCGAAACGCUUCAAAUGUUAAGUGA